Messenger RNA from Cygnus olor (mute swan), 20663 nucleotides. RefSeq names its product G-patch domain containing 2 like (gene GPATCH2L). NCBI's taxonomy places the organism in Eukaryota, Metazoa, Chordata, Aves, Anseriformes, Anatidae. The coding region runs from base 476 to 1930 and encodes 484 amino acids. The transcript has 11 exons. The record is from RefSeq and is a predicted model, not a curated record.
GCAAGUGGGGCUUGGUCUUAUGCACGCCGUUGUAAGGAGCACAGUGUCCGUGUGUCUUGUUUUGCUGCUGAUUUGGUGCUGACUUGCAAACUGCCUGUUUUACUUUUUGUUUUGCUCCCAGCUUUACUGCCUGUCUACUUUUUGGAAGACUUCAGUCUGUUUGCCGUGCAGGCUGAUCCCUGUGGCUUAUAGUAACCAACACAAUCACAUGAGGUAGAGAGCUAGUUGCAGGCUCUGUUGCUCUUAAGAUGUGUAAUAAAGCACAUCCCUUCAAAGCAAAAGAUGCAGCCGUAAGGCCCUUCCAGACGCAGAGCACUUGACCCAGCUGCCGCAGUAGUGACGUCUCUGCCACCAUGGUUAGAAGCGGGUUUUAACUCUUGCAAAAGGAAGGAAGGAGUGAACAUUAGCCCAAGAAACAGCAGUUGCGCUGCAUUGUUUCUCCUAGGCAGCUCAAAGUAAGUGCUAGGUAUUGCCAAUGGAUGAACUGGUGCAUGACUUGGCUUCAGCCUUAGAGCAGACUUCAGAACAAAACAAGCUGGAUGAGCUAUGGGAAGAGAUGGCCCUAAGCCCACGGCAGCAGCGACGUCAGCUUCGCAAGAGACGGGGUCGCAAACGACGCUCAGACUUCACGCAUCAGGCAGAGCAUGCCUGCUGCUACAGCGAGGCCUCAGAGUCAAGCUUGGAUGAAGCUGUGAAGGAUUGCCGGGAGGUGCUGACAGCCAAUUUCAGUGACUCUGAUGACACAGCAGUGGUCAAACGACAUCCAGCUCUCAGUGCCACCCUGAGGAGCAAGCAACACUCGUGGCAUGAGUCAGACUCCUUUACAGAGAACGCGCCGUGUCGACCUCUCAGGCGCCGUCGGAAAGUCAAACGCGUGACAUCAGAGGUGGCUGCCAGCCUCCAGCAGAAGCUCAGGGUGUCGGAGUGGAACUAUGAGAGGGGCUGCAGGUUCAAGUCAGCUAAGAAACAACGUCUUUCACGCUGGAAGGAAAACGCCCCUUGGACAUCAUCUAGUCGUGGCCUUUGUGAAACAGGAGAGAACAGGCCCUUCCUCAGCAAAGGGGGAAGGAAGGAGCGGAUGGAGUGCGAAGCUGAUGAGCAGAAGCAGGGCUCAGAUGAAAAUAUGUCUGAAUGUGAAACCAGCAGUGUAUGCAGCAGCAGUGAUACUGGCCUGUUUACCAAUGAUGAGGGCCGCCAAGGAGACGAUGAGCAGAGCGAUUGGUUUUAUGAAGGGGAAUGUGUCCCGGGAUUCACUGUCCCCAACCUCCUUCCCAAGUGGGGAGCUGACCACCGAUCUGAAGUGGAGCGGAUUGACUCAGGACUGGAAAAGCUCUCAGAUUCCACGUUUCUUUUGCCCUCGCGACCAGCUCAGAGAGGCUUUCAUGCUCGCCUGAAUCGCCUUCCAGGAGCUGCUGCCCGUUGUCUCCGAAAAGGUCGAAGGAGGCUUGUUGGCAAGGAGACCUCCAUGAGCACUGUGGGCACCGAGAGGCUAGGUCAUAUUGUUAGUGAUCCGCGCCAGAAAGAAAAGAACAAAGUGCUGGCUUCUGAUUUCCCUCACACUGUGGCGUUUGCACGUGAGUUCAAUCCAUUAUCUCCUCUGUACUCUCUGGAUGUGCUUGCUGAUGCUUCCCACCGAAGAUGCUCACCAGCACACUGCACCGCCAGGCAAGCAAAUGUACACCUGGGACCACCAUGUUCAAGGGACAUCAAGAGGAAACGAAAGCCAGCUGCAGCCUCCACAUCCAGCCCAACAUCAGCGACUUUAUCUGUGCACACGGAUGCUGCAGAGUCAGACCUACCAGCAACAACAUCCCUGAGAUCCCAGAACUCUGAGUGGACAGGGAAAAUACCAGCAGCUGAGAAAGCCACUAUUGCUGCCUCCACUAACUUUUUUAAAAUGCCGCCAGAGAAGAGCCCCGGAUACAGCUAAAAGAAACCAUUGCAACUGUAAAAGCUUGCAGGAUUUUGGAAGUGUUUGACUCUGGUGUAUGUCUUCAUCAAACAUCUUGUUUGGCAGUAGUGAUAUCUUCAGUAUUGGCACGUGAUGCGUGCCAUCAUCGAGAUAGAUCUGCGUGCCCCACAUAUCUAAACGAUGUUUGUGAAUCUGUGCUUAAAAAAAGGUAAUCAGUGUUGGGACUGCAGUGACUUUUUAAACUGUUCUUGCUAUUGCUGUAUUUAUUAUGCAUUCAUCUCCUUCCCUGAUGCCAGCUCCUGUGUGCUGGGUUGUAUACAGAAUCUUUUGGAUUUUCAGAUCUUGAUCUAUAUUCACCCAUGGACAUGUUGCUUAUUUGCUGCAUUUGGCAUUUUCUGUGUGAAAGUACCCCCUGCCGCUCAAAGAGGCGAAAGUCCUUCCCCUGCUUUCUCCAAGGCCAGGAAGAUUUCUUGACUGGGGAGUUAGGGGAGGGAAUGCUAACAAGAUGGAACAUGGAACCUGAAUUCUGUAGUAGCAGAAUGUUUUUAGGCCAUGUGUGAAUGAACUCAAACCACGUUGCUUCUAGUGAAGCAAAUACAGUGCUUGUCCAUUCAGAAAUUGCCCCAGGCUCACUGACAGCACGAUCCAUUCCUUCUUCCUUGUUCUGAAUGUCUUUCGUCUUGCUUUGUGUAUUGCAUGUUCUUUCCUAAAUCUCCUACUGGAUAAGGAUUUGGAAGAACCACUUGGACAUAAAUGUGCAAGCUGGUGUCAUGGAAAGGAACCUGGGCCCUCGAAUAUCCUUCAAGUAUGGUAGAGGUUAUACCAAACUUCUGUUUCUCAGUGUUUAACUUCAAAAGAGACUGUCUGCAUUUCCCAGGACAUUUUCCAUCGAAGUUACCAUGUAACUGAACAACAACAACAAAAAAAAACAUUUAAAGUGUCACUUGUGUUCAAAGCCUUCUUGGUACUGAUCAGACCACCUCUGUCUCAUGUUCUUCCCCCUUCAAAAAAGUAUUGUCUGCUCUAUCUGUUGGAGGUGUCUCCACCUGCUGUUGAUUGUAUUUUACUCUGCAGCAUACACAGAAGAGAUUCUGUUCUCUUUGUAAUGCUUUCACUUGGUCCUCUGUUACCUUCUCUCUUGCAGAAUAUACGGAUAGUGAUUUCUCCCCUCUUUUUCAUCUAUUCUUGAUCGCAUUACAUGUACUUUUAUUGAGUUACUCUGCCUGGAGUUUAUUUUGGGCUAAAUUUUUAGGAUAUAUACCUGUAUAGCAUGAGUCAAAGGGCCAGUGGCCUCAUGGGUUCCCAAGUCCUUUAAAAAUAGGACAUAUUUGUAUGCACACAAUUACUUUUGCUUUCCUCUCUGGGUGGAGCUUCCAGACAGGACAACUGAAGCUCGUAAAAUUCAUUUUGAAUGUGGAGGUGCAGUUAGCACUGUUUUUACUGGGUUUUGCAGUGUUUUUAGUGGUUUUACAAUGUUUGCCUCUCCCUUAUAAAUCAAAUAGCUGAGGGACAGAUUUGAUUUCAAAGCUAUAAGGCAGUGUUUUAUAUUUAAUUAUGUAUUAAUAUGUUAAAUGGUCAUAACAUAUUCAAAACAAAAAAUUGAACGGCUCAGUCUAAAUCAUGAUUGACAAAUACAGUUACAUUACAGACACACGGCCUGUGUCUGAUCCCCUAAUACCUACUUAUUCUUGGGGAAAGAUGCAAAUUGGAUUUGUAUUUCGCAGCCCAAGCAAACUGUCAGAUCUGCCCAUGCAAAUCCCCCUCAAAAUAUUAUUUCUUUUUAGUGGUACAUUUUAGAACUAUUUAGAACAGGGAAAGCCUUUUUACCUUGCCAAAGGUGUACAGAGGUCAGUUUGGAUUAUGGGACAAGCAGUAAAGGCUUUGUGGAAUGAGGAGUGUUCCUGUUUUAAAAUAGCCCUUGGAUUUUUUUAUUUUGUACUUUGAGCACUUGGCUCAGUGGUGCUUGAGAGGUAGUGGACGAAGUCUCAACACUUGGAGGGCCUGUGAUCUAGAAUUUAUAAAGAGGAAGGAAACCUGAAAAGUAGUCAAUUGUCUAUCUUGUACUUGUGAGCACAGUGAAGGCAAUGGUGGUCGCAUUCUGCUGAUAGAGGGCAAAUAAAUUUUUGGUUUAGAGCUUUUUAACCCAACUUGCAGGGAGUGGUCCCCUGAAAGAGCAUUUGUGCAAUUCAGUGUUUAUCUCAUGAAGGCUCUUCCACAACCUCUCUUGGUUUGAGUCUAUUUAACAGACCCAUUCCAGUUACCAAGCAUUUAGUUGAAAUUUUAAAACCUGAUCUUCUAUGUUCCCCUUUUUUAGAACAAUUCUGAUAAAGCAAGAUAUAUUCUAAGUAUUCUUCAGAGUUUCUUUGUGGUGGCAGGACAGUUUACAAGACCUUUGGUGGCAGGACCUUUACAAGAGGUGUUAGGGAAUCGACAGCCUUCAUCUCCCUCCUGGGAGGAAGGACACCAGACUUCACAUGAUUUUUCUCUGUGGGCAGUGAAAGAUAAAUUAUCAUCAGAUUUUCCUAUUGAGGUCAGUAGCACUGUUCGUCUGAGUAAGCCCUAAGGUUGUAAGCUUCCUAGGAGGUUCUCCUUGCCCUUAAAGGUUGAAUGUACCUGUUGUACUACUGAAGAGUAACUAUAGCAGGCCUUGUCUUGAUUAAUCAUGCUUCUGGCUAUGGCAGCUUCCUGGGAGUGCUUGGAGACUUAAAGUCUUGUAGCUUCCCUGUCUUUCCUAUUUCUAUGUUGGAAUCCAUUUGUAGGUCAGUCAGGCUCUCAACCAAAUUUGAUUCUCCUGACUGGCAGACAAGCUAUAUGAAUCACAUGUCAUGUUUCAUCUUGUUCCUCCAGGGUGUUUAUCUAAAUUCAUCUUCAUACUUCAGUAGCUUCAUUCAGUUUUGAAUAUUUGCAGUAUUCUUAAAUGAAUGAACUAGGUACGUUGCUUCAUCCCUUUUCCUCCAAGGCAGAUUCCUUAAACCUGUCCCAGGUACAAGAAUCUGCAUCUACCUUGGUUGGAAUUUAGGAGGUUUCUGUCUGCUCAGUCUGUCAAGGUCCCUUUGGAUGGUAUCACCACCCUCUAUCAUAUCAGCAGCUCCCCCUAUAUACAGCAUUUUUUCCUGUUUUCCUUGAGGGUAUGCUCUGUUCUGUUCUCCACAUCAUUAUGAAGAUGCUGAACAGCAUCGAUGCCAGUAUUGUCUUCUGAGGCAUGCUUCUCAUAACUUGCCGCCAUGUACACUUCAAACCACUGUUCAUUAUUCUUUGAGCCUGACAGUUCAACCAGUUUCUCGCUGACCUUUCUUGCUGAGCUGCGUCCAGUCCAUAGCUCCCCAACUUGGCUGUGAGGAUGCUUUAAGACACUGCAACAAGAGGCUUGCGAAGGUCCACGUAAGCAGCAUCCACUGCCUUCCACUCAUUCACAGAGCUUGUCAUUUCAUCCUAGAAGGCAGUCAGAUUAAUAGGUAUGAUUUUCCCUCGUUAAAUAUGGCUGCCUCUUCCUAGUCACCUUCUUGUCCUUUGUAUACUUGGAAAUGGCUUCCAGAACUUGCUCCAGAAACUUAUGAGGGACUGAGGUAAGCUUCACUCGUCUGUCAUUCCCCAGGUGGUCCUCAAUGCCUUUUUAGAAAGAGGCACGAUAUACUGCCCUUUUGCCCUGUCACAUCAUGUAAUUUCCCCAGGUUUUCAAAGAUUAUGGAGACCAGCUCAUAAUGACAUUCUUAUGCAAAAAGAAUUUUGUGUAUGUGUGGCAAGAAGGUGCACAUUCAGUGGAAGAGAAAGAGCUGGGAGGAACACAAGUAGUUGUUCUUUGCACGUUUCCAGUAGUUGUUCCAAUGAGCUCUAGUGAGGCUUAAGUUCCAGUUUAGUAGGUACUGGAGAGGUGCAAAUUAAAAGAAUAGAUUUACGAUUUUAAGAUAAGGUGCGGUAAAGAGCGAAGAAGGCAGCAAAACAGUAGUUGGAGAGAAACUCAUAAGAGGCUGGGAGUAGUGCUACCGAAUGAUAGAUUUGCUUCAUGAUUGUGCUGUGCAGAGGUGUGUCUUGCUAGCAUUCCUGAAGAAUGACAUUGAGAUGGUUAGUGCUGUCCUUCAAAUUGCAGAAGCUCAUGCUGUUACUUUGUGGAUGUUGUGGACAGCUGCUCAGUGGGCAGAGGAUUAGAAGGGAAAUAGGUGGAAGGGCAACAAUGAGAGUGGUUUUGUCAUUUUUUUUUUUUAACACUGUAAUCCCCCUCUGCACUGAAGAAAGAACAUGCUACAAAAACCAAUGUAUGUGCCUGGAAACUGAAAAGAAAUUAUGUAAAGUGGAUAAGAACUUUGUUGUCUUCAGGAACAGUUUGUUAACCAGAAAAAUUUCAGUGAAACAAAAGUGGAGGCUGCUUCCAGUCAUUUGUUCAGAAAAUGUACUUUAGUAGGAAUAUUGGUUAUAGUAGUAAUACUAUUUUAGGAGAAUAUCAAAGGAGGACAAAAUUCUGCUCUCACUGUGAUACUGCUUUCUAUUCCAGUUUGUGCUUGCAUUGGAGACAUCCUGCUUUUGUACCUUAAAAUGCAGUAAAGUUUCUUAGAGUAUAAAACGUAAGGGGCUACUUGCUUUACAGAAGGCAAGACAAGGUUCUUAGGCCAUUAAUUUUUACUCACUACAAGGACAGAACUUGGCAUAGAGAGAGAAUGUAGCCUCUUAACUAUACCAAAGCAUCUCAUUGUUUAAGGAAGUAAACUGACUCACAGGCAUGUGAGACUGAACUGUCACCAGUUCCUGGAGCCCUCAAUCAGGUAACAUACAGACUUGUGUUGUGGAGACAUAGGGAACCCUCAAUGUACAUCACAAUUUUAAUGCAGGUAAAAUUCCUUCCCAAGUGCAGACCCGGCUGUUAGUGUGACUUCAGUGUGUUGAGAAUAGUGUGCCAACUGGCAUACCCAGAAAGAGAAUUCUUGCACCACCUCAAAGAAUUGGUAGAAGUAGAAAAUGGAUCGGGACAGCUUCUUUUAUGUCAAAGAAAGAUGCAAAAUAUAUAUAUCUGCAGAAGAUAAUUGGAAAAACUAUUGCUGACCCCUGCAUGUGUGACCCUGUGUAUUCAUUGUCUUAAAGCAGAGCUGUCAGUAUUAUGAGGAUGAUCAGGGUUUUGCAAAGCUGUCCUCUUUUCCUUGUAACCUCUGAAGGAAUGGGAUGAACAGCAUAAGGAAGGCUGCACUGGGUCAGGCUGAAGGUUUGUCUAGCUUGGCUUGUAUUCUGUCUCGCAGUGGCCAGGUUUGGAUGUCUAGGGGGUACCUGAGAACAAAGGAAUUAGAUAGUGAGACCUCCCUUUUACAUUCUCUUAGCCACAGUGCCAAGUAACAAACAAGACUUAAACUUUCUUCAAGGCUGGAGAAAGCUUUUGUGAACCUUUUAGCUAUGGUAUCCUGCAACUGGAUUUAAUUAUAUUUUUAGAAGGACAAGUAAUCUGACUUCAGAACCUUCAAGUAAGGAGUAACUCAUCUUCCUUGGUAGACAUUUUUAUUAUUAAUUGCCCUCCGUAUUAGGAAAUUGCAUCUUCUCUUGGAAUAGUUCUUUUCCUGGAUAUCAUCAUCCUGACACUGUUUCUUGCUGUGCUUUUUUUCCAGCAGGCUUGAGAAGUGCUAUUCUUCCUUUACAACUAGGCUUCUUUGUCUUGUAUAACUAGCUAUACACAGUCAACAAGUACUUGUAAUCCAUUAACACAUGUAAGUCAUUAUUCAUAAGCUUCACACUAUAAAACUUGUCAUUCAGCCUUUUAAUUCCAUUCCUGCAUGAAAAUACCCAGUAUUCCACAUUCAUCUGCAUUCAGUUCUAGUGUCUGCACACAGUAUUCUUUACAGAAGCAGGAAAACUUGCUUGCCUGUUGCUAUUCAGCCUUCAUAUAUUCAUAUAACCAAACAUCAUGUUAAUCCUUGCUGCUCAAACACAGCGUUAUGGUAGUGCUACGGCAGGUAUGGAGGCAGCAGACUCAAUCUAAAGUUCUUAUAGCUGCUUUUCUAUGCACAGACUCCUAGAAAUAAGAAUAAUCUUUUUUAUUAUUAUUAUUAUUCUGAAAUGCGCCAUGUUUCUUUAGCUGUAUUACAGUGCAAUUUUGGACUAACAGAUUUUAUAAUUCAGAAUACUUAAGAACUUAGUCUCUUUGGUUUUAUCAGAAGAGGAUCAGAGAUGGCUUGCCUGUGUAGUAGAAAGUCCCCUACGGAAGUGGAAAUACCAGGAAAUAAAGCAUUUCACAUCUUGAGCAGAUGGGCCUAAAAAUAAGCUGGAAGCCAAAGUCAAAUGAAUUCAAGGUAGAAAUAGGGUGUGAGGUUUGAACAGUGAGGACAAAUUAACCAUGGCACAAAGCACUGGAAACUGUAGGUUCUUUGUAUCUUCAGGCUUUGGUUUGAAGACAGCAGCAGCUUCCUGGAAAGAGUGUUAUAGCCAAAUAUAAACCACUGGGAUAAAUACAGAGGCAUCUAAAAGUCAGUGAAUGGUCAAUUUUAUACAAUUUUCCAGUCAAUUUUGGUCAACUUUACUGUCUCCAUGAAAUGAGAGUUGCUUCUGGUUUAGAAUCUUGGAGAAGAAGUCUGGCUUUUUUUCUACAUUGUAGAGAUCUGUUGAAAAAUGGGAGGUCUUUUGGCAAACAGAGAGAAAAACCAUGGUGGUGAAAGUUUUAUGGUGUUACCAAAAAUUGUCUUGAAAUUUGCAUGGGAAGGUGCAAAGGUGAGAAAAAAUUACCUCUGCCAUCUGAAGUGAUGCAUCGUUUCUGCAUGCUUGUUGAUUUCUGAGUAGUACAAUGACAUACAAUUGUGCAAUCCUGAGACACAUGAUCACUCAGUGGAAGAUGCUCCUUGGUGAGGACUUCCUCGUUCUUGCUGUACUGGCUGCUGUUUCAGGGUGGCAUUCACCAUGUUCAUGCUUAGCUUCGGCGACUCAGUUCUUUCAUUCAGCUGUGUGAACAUUGCACUGGAAUUGGAGACAAGUGAGGAAGAGCAUUGGUGGGAUUAUUACCCUGAUAGGAUAGUUGCCAAAAAAAAAAAAAAAAGCAAUAUCUUUCUUACCUACUCUAGCAAUAUGGCUGCCUCUUUUCUCUUCUGUGGCAUAAAAAGAAGAUGCUUCUCAAUAGGAGUGUCUCUGUGGUGGCCUUUAGCUUUCACUAUCACACCAAAAGAGCAAGAUGGGAGGUUUCUCCCUGUGGAAGAGUUGUGCUGCACUCAUCUGAGCGGAGAUGUUGUGACUGGAGGAAGUGAUUUUCUGGUAGUCUAUGCUCUAACAUCAGGGAGCAGUGACCUUGUGGAGUGCAGCUUUAAAAUGCAUCAUGCUAUAUUUAUUCUAAAAUAAAUGUGAAAUAUAGUGAAGGAAUAGUGCCACAUUCGAAUUGUUGCUUAGAUCUUUAAGGUCCCUUCCAACCUAACCCAUUCUAUGAAUCAAAUCCCAAGUCCUGGAUGUAGUGUUAAUGUCUCAUGCCAGCACCUCUUGUUGUCCAGCAUGGUGUGUGAGUGCCGUGAGCUGAGACUGGUCUGGCCUGACUUGAGCCCCUAGGCACUGCUGAAGCCUUCGAGUUUUCUUUCAAGUCUGGUGACACCAGACAGUUAGCCAAAGUCAUCAGUUUCAGUCUAGCUUCCUUCUGUCCCAGACAGCUUACCUAGAGAGAGUUCACAAACAGGUCUACUGCUCAAAACCUUUAAAGAGCCACAUUGUACAUGUCACAAAUGUUGUAAGUGGUCAUAAGAUUUAACUCUUUAAUAGACUCUGGAUUCUUAGGACUCUGUUUUGGGGGUAACAUGUAAAUAAGAUUCUUGCUUGUAUUAUUUUGUCUUAAACAUGUAUUCUCUGAACAAGGGUCUUGCAGAAUCUCUGUUCUGAUUAUAAAACUGGAAAUAAAUCAAUUUAUGAAAGAAUUGUUGUAUCUGAUACAAAGCAAACAGUUGAAAGUGGGAAAAGGUACAGUGACAUCCAAGUAGAUUUACAGAACUUCAAUGUCCAUAAUUUGCAUGCUUCCUUGACAGUUUUCUUAAAUAUAAGCUGUUAGCUGAGGGUCUGUAGGAAGCUACUAUGCUUUUCUCCUUUGAAUUGCAAACUCAAGUCAAGGAUUUGAGGUAACUCACUUAUGUCCUUUUUUUUUUUUUUUGCAAUGAUUUUGUUUCCCAGUUUGUCAUGAUGUCAUCUCUAGGCAAUUGUGAUGCUCCCUGUUUGGGUUUUGAAAAGAUUCCAGAGUUUCUUAAGUAGUCUCUCACUUCCAAGUCACCACUUCAGAUCUACCCAGUCCCAAAAAGGAUUUCAUUUAAAUGAGUAGGUCAGUUCCAAUUGAUACUUUAAUGGAUAUCCAUUCAUUUUGCCAACAUCCUUUUAAGAUUGAUUAGCCUCACUCUUUUUUUUUUUUAACCAUGGUAGCAGUGGCUUCAAAGAUCAAAUGAGCAGUGGACUUUGAAUUUUUUCUUGCAUGUAUUUUUGUCCCCAAAUUGAUAGCUAUACGUACUUGUGGAAGUAGGGCUCCUUCUACAUUAACUGUUCCCAUGAAUAAAUUGUGAAAAAUUAGAACCCAAGCUGAUUGAAUGCUUUUAAACAAAGAUCAAGAUCUUUUGGAAACUGCUUCAAGUUGUCAGUAUUAUGUGUGUCCUUUUUAUUUGUUUUGUUUUCCAAUUUUUAAAAAUGGUAUUUUUUUCUCUUUCAUCUGCAAGCCACACCUCUGGGAACUGGGAAGUGUUUUUGGUCAAAUGUGCUGAUUUUUGUUGGCAGGAAGGUGAGAAGAGCUCUUAAGAACAGAUUGUCUUACAGGAUGCGCCCCGAUUUGACAAAUAUGGUGAGCUGUGGGUAACAGUCAAAAAGAGUCAGAUGUUGUAUUCCACCUACCUGCAUUUUUUCUUUGUACGAAGCAUUUCAUUUGAUAAUUGGGAUGUCUUUUUUUUUUUUAAGCUGAUUUUUUAGUUUGUUUUCACAUGCCCUUAGUUUUACAUGCAAGUUUGAAGAGUGGGUGGUAACUUCAGUAGGCGGGCUGGCUGUGGGGUCCCAUCCAAGCGGUGGCUUUUAUCUUCUACUGGUGUUUUUCAGACCAUGUUUGUUUUAUAAUUUUCCAGCUCAGAGAAUCACCUGAAACUACAAAUAAAUACAGGUAGACUUACUAUGUGCUCACGGAGGAUUUCACACAGCUAAAUAAAUGAUAGUUCAAAUCUGGGAGUACAAAAUUUGUUCUCUACCAAAGUCAACUAAUUUUUCAGUAACAGCAGUUACUUAAUUUUUUAAUGAAAAGUUGUAUAAAGUAGUAUAUAGAGUUUCAAAAGGCUAAGUGACAUUCAUUUCAUUCAGUACUAUUGGGGAGUAACAGGGACAUAUCUAAAGAUGAGAACAAGAGCAGACUUAGGCAUACUUUAGUCAGGAGGUGUUGCCAUUAGGAAGAUGAAACACAUGGAUUUUGCAGAACACCUUUAAAAUUGCAAUGUAUUGGAAGAGCUCUAGUUGGAGAACUCUCCCUGAAAGGUUCACCAACCUUGCCUUAGGAGUCUUCUUCAUCCUGCUUCACCACAUACUUUGCCAAUGUGUGGCUUUCCCCCUCGUUCCCCCUUUCCCUGGGGAAACAUACAUUGCUGUUUUGAGAAAGCCAGAGGUAAAGAUGCUCUUGAUGCCGGGCGUUGUGUGGUGAGUGAAAGAAAUCCUGUGAUUUCUUUCCCGUCUGUCCAGUGUCACCACAAAAGUUGCCUAUAGAGAUCAGCAGCAACGUGAGCUUUCAUGUGCUUUUUCUCCCUUGCCUGGUCCUUUUGGAUUCCCGUGGGAUGAUGUAGGGCUGUCAUGGCCAUGCACUCAACCAGCGCAGGGACUGCCAUGGGGCUACCCUGGGGCUGGUGGCAUUUCCCAUCCUCCUGACCACAUCACUGGGGAUGCUGCAUGACUGCAAGACACACGCUUCCUGGGUUUCCAUUUAUUUAGACAUCUAAGCAAAGCGCAUUAUUUAACAAAAGAAAGAAAGAAAGAAGUGGAAAUCUCAUGCUUCCAUGAUGAACCAGGCUCCAAUUCCAUCAAUCCUCGUUAGUCUCUUUGGGGUGCCUCCUGCUUGUAGUAGCUUAGAAUGUUAAUGGGUUUAUUUAUGUGCUAGGAAUUUGGGUGUGAUUGUCACCCUUUUUUUAUAGAUGAAUGCAGAAUGACUGAAACAAAAAAUAGGGAUUCUCUCUAAUUUUGGGGGGGCCCAAAAUGAGGUACGAAGGAAUGGGCAAUUUGGAAUGGCUUACUUUGUAACCUUUUGUAGAUUCAAAUCAACUUCCUACUAAGUUCCACAGCAGCUGUGAGUGCUCAGAGCUUCACCCAGCCACAAUGUACCAAUGAGGUGAGGAUCACUGUGCUCCUCGUUGGAGUCCCUCUCUUGCUUCUCAGGCGUCAGAGAGGUGGCAGACAGGCAUCUCUCCAGGGCUGGUGGUCACUUGUUUUCAUCACAAGAACUUUGUUUUGACAGUUUCAGUCUUUGUUCUUUCUGUCUUUAGCAGCAGAUAGUCAGACCCAAUCUCCUUCAGUUCUCAGACUUCUCAGACCUCGCCUCCCUAGAGAGGUGUGUGUUCUGUGCUCUGUAUGAGGCUGGAGUUCAUAGAAAAUAAACUGUGUGCUCGUUUGAUUUGAUGUUAUGGCAAUGCAUAUGUGCAGAGGGAUGAAUUAGGAUGGCAGUUCAUUUCUUCACUUUUGAGUAUUUGUAUCUGUAACCAGAUAUGUGUACAUACAUAUAUAAAAUUAUGCAUACAUAAAUGUGUGUGUAUAUAUAUAUACAUAUAUUUAUUAUACAUAUAUAAAAUUUAUUUUUAAGCUAGGGAUUUUUGGUAUGUAUUCACUUUGUUGGAGCUUUCUUACAGGAUAUUAUAGCUUCCCAAAAUAUGUUUUCUCUCUGUAAAUAUCUAUGAUUCCUAGUUUUGAAAUGAAUUGGAAAGGAAAGGACAGCCCAAGUGCGUGGUUUCAUAGAAGAUCUACUUUGAAAUAGGUUGUCCACUAUGACUUGAAGAAGAGCAAUAGGUAGGUGAAAACUUGGUCUUGAGCAGUUGCACUGCAUAUACUUUUACCUGAACACCACAGGACGAUAUGACUGUUGACAUGUCUUGCACUGACACUUCAAGUGUUGCCUUCUGAUUCUCAUCCCCAAACUCCAAAGCAAUGACUAUACAGUGCAAAAACCAGCUGUUUUUUAACAAAUGGUAGGCUGCCUGUCAGUGCCCAGUUUAGUAGAGAGUUAAAAUAUGGGAAGUCUGUGUUCAUAUUUCUGCCGUAAGGUCAGAGACCAUCUUUGGAACCACAAUCAAUUAUCUGACUGAGCUGUAUCAGAAAAUGAAGGGGAAAAGUAUUAAGAAAAGCAGCAUUGACUUUUGCCUCUCCUGCAUUUUGUUCUGUUCUCUACUUUGAUUCUCAGGUUUAAAUCUUGUAGAGAAAUUAACAACUUUUUCAUUUUUUCCCCUUUUCUUUAAAAACAAGCAAACAAAAAACCCUCCUGCAAGUUUUUGUAGGAUUCUUAAAGGGGUCUUACAAAAAAGAUGGGGAAGGACUCUCUGCUUGGGUAGAUAAUGACAAAACAAGGGGGAAUGGUCUUAAACUAAAAGAGGAUUUAGAUUAGACACUAGGAGGAAAUUCUUCACUGUAAGGGUGGUGAGGCACUGGAACAGGUUGCUGAGAGGAGCUGUGGAUGCCCCAUUCCUGGAGGAGUUCAAGGCCAGGCUGGAUGGGGCCUUGGCCAACCUGAUCCAGUGGGUGGCAUCCCUGCCCAUGGCAGGGGCAUUGGAGUUAGGUGAUCUUCAUAGUCCCUUCCAACCCAAGCCAUUCUAUGAUUCUUGUUUCAGGUGUCGUUCACAGGCUCUGUUCACAGAUGAACACCCAAUUCCUGAUGUAAGCAGAUGCCAUUAACCGGAAAAAUCAGAAAUGUCUCGAUUUCCUUGAAUUUCCACAAAUACCACCUUGAGAUGGGACAGGUAGCUGCACUUGUGGUAUCCUGAUUCAUGCUAUAAAGCAUUGUGGACCACAUCAUCCCUUGCUCACACACUGCACCUUUACACCUGUGCUAAAUGGGUACUUUCUGAGCAAAGUGCAUGUUUUGCUCUUCAGAGGCAUAAGAGAUGACACGUAGUGUUGCUGUACACCUUAUGCUCUCUCUGCUACUCCUUGUGGGUAAAGAGAUGACUGUGCACUGCUGUGUGACUCAGAUGCAGCUCUGCUGAAACCCACAAAUUUAUUUUGGGUAAGCUACAUCACACCUGUAUGUGUACUUAAAUGUAACUGUGGUACUUGUUCAUGGGAAGGACUCAAAUUCUUGUCACAAAAAGCUGGGAACUGAAAACGCCAUACCUGGUGUAUUCAGAAUGUGAGUUCUCUGUCAUUCUGCAAGCACCUUGAGUGUUUGCGGUAUGGAUGAGUACAACUUCUACUGCUUGUCACUGAACUACUGCUGGUAAUUGGAAAUUGAAAUACAGUGUUCCCUGGAGAGCUUGUCUGUCAUGGAGCUCAAGAGGUUAAUAUGUAGUUAUGUGAUGAUACUAUAAUUUUAUAUGCAUCUGCAGAUAUGGGUAAUAGACAUUAAAGUGGGCAUUUACAUCCUUAUUAUGGGUCAGUACUUGAUGUCAUAAUAAAAAAGUCACAUCAGAAAAGUAUGGGAUAAAAAUCUGAUUAUGCCCCUUUUGGAGUGUAAAUGGCUUUAAAAUUCAAAUUGUCACCUGAUGGGAGGAUCAGGAAAGAGUUAGAACAAGGGCAAAGGGGUGAAGCUGUGAGACACAAGGGGCAGGAUAAGGAAGAAAAAGAGAGGCCGGACUAGGCCUUUGCUUGUGCAGUUUAUAUCCAUGUGAAUACUAUAUCCUAUUACUUAGGUUUAAUGAGAUGACACGAAGAGCCUAAGCUUGAAUGAAAGGUGGACUUUGCAAUGUGGUGUGAAGGUCAGUAGACCCCAGAUCUUCUGUCUUUCCACAGAGUGCAAAUCUGGUCGGUGCUGGUGAGCCUGGAAUCUCAUGUGGGUUAAUGCAGGGUGUUCGUUUGAAAAACAUCAUCAAAACUAGUAACAGAGUUUCUAAGGCAAGGCAAAAGCUGAAACUCUCUCUUGGUGCUGUCCUCAAUAACUCCACCAAUAACUAUGCAACUACCGGCCCAGAGCCUGAGGAGAGGGAUGGAUACUGAGGGGGACUGAGAGAGAGAAGAGGGCAGUGUAGGUUAAAAUCAACCUAGAAGAGCAGUGAGGACUACAGCAGUGUGUAGCAUGGACUGAAUAUGCAGGUGGAUAGAUUGGGAUGGUGAGUUCAGCUGCAGUGCACUCAGAGGGUUUCCAACAUCUUGAAUGUCUGUGGGAGAUGAAACCCAUACAUACAGAAACUUGGAAGGGUGCUGACCUUCCGUUUUGCUGCUACUUUCUUAUUCUGCAAAGUCUUCACAGUUGGCUGUACUUUUAGGGACGUUAUAUUCUUCGUUGAAAUUACAGGGGGCAAAUGCCAUGGGGUGAGGUAAGGUAAGCAGUUCAGCACAUCUGAACAGGUAAGCCACCUCGUUCCAUUUCCACCCCAUCAUCUUCCUGUGCCUGGCUGUGGUAUCGUUGAACUCCUUGGACACCUCUGAGUUGCAUCAACCCUCUACCAGGGGACUAACUAAAAGGGAACAAAAAUUCAAACAACAAGAGCAACAACAACAAAAACUUGUUUUCUCCUGGUUUAAUCAGUUGAUCUGGCUCAACUGAUGUGUGUGAGGAGUGCCAGAGGCAACACAAGGCAUGAGGGCAGGACUGGGGCUUGGAAGGUGGGCGGGCUCUGGGGGAAAGGCCUGGGAAAGAAGAAUGUGAAGGAGCGAGACUCACCCAACUGGCAGCACCGAACUUUUAACUUUGGUGCAGUCACUCACAGACUUGUGCCCACUACCCUGUGUUCUCAAGGGAUUCAGCAGCUCAUGGCAACUCCACAUGGUCUAAGGCUGCAGGAGGUGCUUUGUGGGGGCUGUAAAGUCACAUGGAACUGCCUCACCAGGAACUGUGCUCCUCUUCGGGUGUUCCCUAUGGGGUUUUGCACCAUAAAAAGGUAAGAUGGGACAUUUCCUGUGAGACAACUGUAUAUGUUGCCUAAAAAAGGGAUUAUGGCUGAAGGGAGUUUGUCUGUUUUAGAGAAUCCAAAGUGUCCUUGAGGUGGAUCGCUUCCUGGGGGGUGAUUUGUUUAUCUGUGUGGAGUAGUGGGUGAUGGGGCAAAACAAUGGAAACCUCUUGGCAUCUCUCUGGUCUAAGAAGGUGUGUGAUGAGAACAGCCUUUCUGGUGAACGAGAAUGUUACUAAAGAAGCCUACUGUCCUCUGCAGCCGCUUUCAGUAGAGACUCUGAGAUGUUGCGGCCUACAAACAGCAUGCUCCGCAGUGUCCUGGGAGGGGUUGUACAGCAAUCUUCUCAAGAAAACCAGAGGGUCAGGAAAGUUAGAACUUCACAAGUACUGCAGAGUGAAUCUGCAGCAGGCCCCAAAAGCUUUUGAAGUUGCCUAAGGGCCUUGUAUUUCUGUGUCCUUGCGCUGGUGGGACACGAGGAAGGCUCCAAGGGGCUGUCUGUUCAGUGGGUCGGUCAGACACCGAGCAGGCUGGUGGCAGCUGCUGAGUAGGGUCUAUUCAGCAACAAGCAGGUCCUGGGUUGUGGUCAUGUCGCUUGGCUCGGAUGGCUUCUGGCUGCCGAGAGAACAGGGAUGGAGUUCUCCAUCCCCCUGUUUGCAAUUAGUGUUCGUUAUUAAGUGCUGACGGUGUGUUCCCUCUUCUCGUGUCACUGGUCUUUGUUUGUGUGCUGGGUGUUGGCGCAGGCUCCUGUGCUGUAAUGUCUUGCAUUAGCUGCUGUUGAAAGAAGUCCAAGGAGCAGUGUGAGCAGCUUUGAGGAGGACAGGAGGGUGGCUUGGCACAGAAGAGCAGGAGCAAUUCUGAGGGAAGGAUGAAAAUGAUUUUAUUUAAGUGGGAGGCUGGCAAGGAGCAAACAGCAAUGUGUCCAUGCACAUCUCUGGUCUCAAAUGUGAUGCCAAACUGUUUGAUGGGAAUAAGGAGCCAGCUAGAGGGUGUAAUCAGAGGUGAGCUAGCCGUGGAAAUGGUUUGGAGGAUUCUUUUAGCAGAGAUGGUAUCUUCAGGUGGAUAGGUAGUGUACAAGGUAGGAAGUGUGGGACCUAGAGGAGGAGACUACAGUUGCUGGAGAUGACCAUGGGGUAGAGAGACAUACAUCAAUGAUAAGAGAACUCAAUCUGUAUGUGGAGGAGGAGGAGAUAAAAAGCAAAGAGAAGAAUGGAAAAACAUGAACAUAACCUCUAGAUCCCUUGCUGGUUUGGGUAAUAGUAUAAUAGGUGUGAAGGACAAGAGAAUGAUCUCUGUCCCUCCCGUGGGGGAGAGAAGAUUGAUUCCAUUGAGCAGGGGUUGUGUACACAGCACCUAGAAGGUCUGAAGGGCAACAUCUGGACUAAAUAGUACGGCACGUGCAAUGGCUGCAAUGCUGCAGCAGUGUGUGGGACACUGAGCAGCUGGCCCUUUUGGAGGUCAGGUCUUCCCCUUGUCUGUAGAGAGAACUCGAAGUAUGGAUCAGGAGAUGGUGCGCCAGGAUGCGUACAGUUUGGUUAUGAGAAGGCAGCAUCUUGAGAGCAAUUUGCCACCUGCAGCCCAUCUGCUCAGAAUGGCUGCGAGGAUCUGAAGUAAAAAUAAAGGGAGUCAAUUGUUCUUUCUCAAAGGCCUGGAUACCACCUCUGCAGCUUCUCUUCCUCACCUGUCCUUUCUUCAAUAAAGAAGUGAAAUAUUAACUCGGAAUAAUUAAUGCAGCUUCCUGGAGUGUUGCUUGAGUAAAGGACUUGGUAUGUUCCUUGAUGCAGUGGGAGUGGACAGGGAAGGGUGUCAUGAGGCCAGGUUUGUCUCUGUUGGAUGCUCUCAGUCACUGUUCGCCUGUGGCCUGACCGGUUACAGGCUGCCUGUGCCUGUCCAAGCCACAUUCCCAGGACACAAGUGGCUUCAGGGGCUGCACCAGCUAGGGCUUUGAUGUUCUCUGGUCUCCAGGAGAAGAGUGGGAUGAGCAGGAUUCUCAGGUAUUUGUUCAUCGCUGGGGUCUGCUGUGUGUGACUGCCUCUCUGUGCGUUGCCAUUUCAUCCUGUCAGUAAUCUGGUGGAGCUUCUGCAAGCAUUUCUCCAGAAAUCUUUAACAGCACAAAUGGCUGCUGCUAGUUAUUUUAGGUAUUUUGGAUACGUAGCUCUGGAAAUCCAGAGCUUGCUUGUUGGAGCAAAUUGAGGUCACCACCACCAGAAAGAUGCUCUGCUCCGGUCACUGCUCAUCUAGCCCACUGGGAGUGAGCAUCUUUAUCUUUUCCCAUCUCUUGCUUAGUCUUUCCUGGUCUUCCCAUCCCUCUGAUGUUGCUGUGACACUGCUCCUCUCCUACAGCCCGCUUUCAGGUGUGGCUGUUUAAAAGCAAUCACUGUCAACAUUUGUCAUUACUCUGUUUCCAUUUUUAUUUAUAAAAGAGGGAGAGAGAGAGAGAGAACGGAACAGCAGCAGUAGCAGGGCAAUUGCAGAUGAAUAAUGAAAGGAUUCAUCAUAGCCAUACCAGGAUAUAUAUAUUUUUUGCAGCCAAGCGAGACGGAUUCCCAUCACAGCUCGGGGACUCGUUCCACACAACCACUCAUCUUUCAUGCUGGGGGGAAGGGAAAGGUGGAGACAGUAUCAUUAUGGAUGUAACGGGGCUCUGAAGUGACUGGUCAAGGUUGCUGCUUCAGUCACAAGGAAGCUGCUUACAGGAAUUUUCUCUCCACCAUGUAUUGCUGCCUGGUGAGGCGGCUGCCUCCUACAGCAGGCUGCCACUUGAGAAAGGGAGGGAGGCUUAAGGUUGGUUAACGGGGAAACUUGCUAAGUGCUCACUAAAGAAGGACAAGACGGCCAGUGAGGAAAUAACAGGAGUGAGAAACUUGUCUCUGAAUGAGGGACACGCUGAUCAUUCUUUUGCACCUUUGUGUCUCUUGAGCCCUCCCUCACGUUCACGGUCAUAUCAACAACCAGCUUUCAGCUUGCCCUGUCCCCUAGCUUUACAAAUCCAUCCCCGGUGAGCACAGACAGUUUUUCUUCUUGUCCACUUUUAGUAAGUGGGGUGGAGGAAAGCUAGUCACAUGGACAAUGCUGAAAUACUCCGAAGUCCUGAGGGCAAGAAGAGAAAUAACUACCUUUUAAAAUAAGAAAGGGGAAAAAAAAAGGCCCCAAACAGGCCUGGUUUAUUUAGAUGUGCAUUCAAAUCCCAAAAGAUCUUUGUAUCCUCCUGCCUGCUAUAUGCCCAGGGGAGCCGGGCCAUGCUCAUCCUCUGAGGGUGGUGCUGAUGCUUCAGCACGGGUUGAGCUCUGCACCCCUGGGUGCGCCCAGCUGUGGUGCUGAUGUCCCUCAGCAGUGCAAGAGGGACCCCAGCUCCCCAGCCCCUGUGUGCUCAUGGGGAGGUGGUCCAGGGCAAUGCUGUUGUCAUCCAAGGCAGAGGUGGGCUGUGCUGAGUAAUUGUCAGGGAUGCAAAUGCAGUUACCCUGUCUGCUCCUAGAUUUUUGGAAAGAACCUGAGAUUUGACCAUAUAUCUUUAUCUAGGGAAGGCCUAAAGCAGUCUGGUUCACUGGGCAGAAUGUUCUCAUCUUCACAUGCUGCAAUGACCUGUUUUGCUGGUUAGCAUUUCCACUUCCAGUUGUGAGAGCACAUCAGCCCAAAAAAAGGUACAAAAGAGCUUAUCCCAAAGGAUUGUGUAUUUGUCAGGCCUCUUGGUGUCCUGGAGUGCUUCAUGCACCUCUGGCAAGGCAGCAGCAUGAGGGCAUUCCUGCAUUAAAUCCUUCCUCCUGUUAAUUGAAGAAUAAGUGUCACUGGAGGUGAUCCAGUUGGAUGGAAGGGUGCAGUAAAACGCCACAGCUCAAGUGAUCUUUAAUAGGGGAAGACAAGCCGAUACAUUCCUUUGUUGGGUCCUUAGGGCUGUCACGUUGACAGGGAAAAAGAGCUCUGAUCUUUUCUAUUCCAGACCCUUCUUUUAGUUCUCUCUUCUUUCCUGUAUAAAAUCCCAGCCUUGCCAGCAGUAGAGGGAUCAGGGUAGAGGGAUAUGUUUCUUAAGCUGUCCCUCCAUUUCCCUCUUGUGCUCAGGAGACGCAACACAAUAUUCAGAAGCUUAGACUUGGUUCAUGUUUUCUACCAUUCCCCUUCCAACAUAAAUCUCCCUUUGGGAAACCAUUUGGUCCAUUUCCUAAUAUCCUGGCACAGAAUUAUGACAGAUCAUUAUGAAUUGGUUUUUAUUCAGUUUGGCUACAGUAAAUGCUCUGGAGUCCUGAAGGCCUGAAGAGAAAUGACUACCAUUUAAAAAGAAAAAAAAAGAAGAAAAAAAAAGGAAAAAGCCCCAAGCACGCCUGGUCAAUUAAGAUGUGCAUUCACAUGCAAAAAGAUCUUCAUAUUCUCCUAUCUGCCAUAUCCAUUCAGACAUUCUACUAGAUAUAAAUUCCCAUCCUGAUAAGGAUCCUUGGUCACUCAGCUCUGAAACAAGUUUUCUGUUGAAUAUGGAAACCAUCAUAUGGGCAGUACCAUAGAAAGGUGCUUGCUUAUUCCAAAAAAGAAAGGUUGUUUCAACCAUGAUAGGUCUCAUCCUUGAACAACAUUAGUUGAUUUGUACAGUGUGUGAUUAAUAGCUUCUUACCUCUCUUCUGGAGGAUCUUACUUUUAUAUGCUCAUAGAAUCAAGUCAUUAAAAGUGGUUUUACAUCUGUCGAGGCAAGGUGUUGUUAAUACUAAUGGUUAACUCCUGGUCUUGCUUGCAUGUAGCCAUGUGUUUGGUCAUUGGAGAAAAAAAAUAAUUAAAAAAAAAUCAGAUUA